CCUUCAGAAUGCACUUUGUACCUUCUCGUUUCACGCAGACAUACCCGACAGCUGCAUCUCCAUAUGUUUCUCGACAUGCCCUAUACAUAAUUUAAAACUAUUUGAUAUUACAUUUAGAACUAGUUGUUAAAACACAGAUUAAUAGACACAUGUCAGUCAUAACAUAACCUUUUUUUUUACGAGGUGGAAAUCCCUUCGAAUCCCCCGCGCCUCCGGGGGGAGGGCGGGGGUAUGCGGUGCACGUUAGCCGCUAAAACCACCCCGGUUGCCUUCUUCGCGCGCAUAUGUGGCCGGGUCUCGGGAACACGAUGUAUACUACCGUUGCCCGGCCGCGCUACUCUCCCCUGGUGUUCGGGGAGAGUCCUACCCUGCGGCCCACGAUGGAUGUGGGCCGCGGCGGAGUACAGGGCAACACCAUACUCCGCCCUUCCCUACGGGCCGAUACUGGGGGAGUGGAGCGCCCCCGCGCUCCAUCCCCCAGCCCGUAGGGGUCCCACUAGUGGUCCCAAGCAUGGGACCACUUAUGGUGGGACCCCCGUCCCCGUGCCCGCGGGCACCGCCAGAGAUCCCUUAUUUGGGUUCUCUGGCUCUGCACCUUUUAAGCUGCCUUUUCACCUUGCGUCUGGAAGCCAGAUUCGUUUGGCCGGUUACCCCCACUCCGAGCGCAGAUUCUCCGCCUGGCUUGCUCCUGGCGUUUGGACGCCAGAAGUUCGGAAUGGUCGAACUUCUAGCUGAAAUUCGCUACGUGACAAAGUGACAACACGAAAAUAAAAAUGAGUUCAUUUGGCAACGGCAAUGAAGACAGAAACGAGGUAAGUUUAUAUCUUUAUUAUUAAUAUCAAUUCAUUAAUUAUUUACUGAUUGCCGAAUUGCUGAAAAAGUAUGCGUCUAUGGCACAUUUGCGUACAUAACCUAUUGCAAUGCUGUACGAAAAAAAAGAAGUAUGUCCCCAAUAGUAUUUUUUCUUGAUCGAGAGUUGAACCGAUGCAUCCUUCUGGAUAUAACACCGUUACCCCGGUGUCACACUAUGCGUUUUGAGGUUACGGUUUUUUUAACCACGUUGCGAUUGACCACAGCCACUCAUCCUUGAUCGGUGCCUGGAGACUUUCCAUUGUACUAUCACUGUGAGUGGCUGUCGUCAAUCGCAACGUAAUAAAAAAAACCCUCACCGUUUUGACUGGACCGGUUUCGCCGCAGAAGGAUGUUUCCUAUUGAAAAUAACGUGUCAUCCUUCUGCAGCGAAACUGGUCCGGUCAAAACACAUAAUGCGACGCCGGACUUAGUAGAUAUUAUUUCAUUGUAUUAUGCAUUACAGGAAUCCAUCAUCGAAGGAGUAAGUACCUGUGGGGUGUGUAAGUGCAUCUGCAAUGCAGAUGAAAUCGCAAAUCACCCGUGUAUGAAAGGUUUUACGAGAUUCUACGUUGACGAGAAGACUUGUUAUUUUUACCCGCAGUUAGGUAAGUAUACUGUGAACUGGAAUUAAAUCUAUUGUAUAAAAUAUACGUCCUGGUAAAAAUACCAGCUACAACUAUAUUAAAAUGUAUAAAACACUACAUAAAAUCACAUACAGUUCAAUGAAGUCCUGAGUGGUAUUUUGUAUAUAAAUAAAUGUGGUUUUAUCCGGCUAAUAUUGUAUUGCUUUUGUGCAUGCAGAGAAUGGAAACAUUGUACGUAAAAGCGCAUUAGGUGACGAGGAGGUUAAUGUAGUGGAGGACAUAGCUCAUUCUAUUGUGAAUGACGAGCAUGUCCAAGAAGAAGAAGGCUUCGACAAAAAGAACGAUGUCCCUGUGAAUGUAUUUGAAAGGAAGAUGUUCAUAGAAGAGCACCUCAUCGAGGCGGUCAGGAAACGACCGCCUCUGUGGAAUUUCAGGCUUCCAAUAGGAGACAGAGGAAUCCGGGCGAAAGAAAAGUUAUGGGAGGAAGUCUCCAAUGUUAUGCAAGGUAUAAUGUUUUUCAAGUAAUACUACACCUGAUGUAUGUAUGGGCAAUAGUAUUCAUGUUACGACUAUAUAUGCAUUCUUCUUUUACAGGUUUGCUUACUGCCAGUGAAGCCAAAAAAAAUGGAAAUCUCUGUCUGACAUUCCGCAAACACACCAGGGCAGCGAUCAUGUAUUUUCAAACGGAAUUUUUCACUUUUCACUUUUCACUCAGUGAUUUCACGCGACCUUUUUCACGAAUCACGGUGCGAUCAUAUAGUUAAAAUGCGUGAAAAGUGAAAUUACCAAAAGCGAAGACUAACCUAUCGCAUCGUUCCGACUAACACCUUUGUGCCGACGACGAGAGGACGAGCCUGCUUCAAAACAAUGCCUGCUUCAUUAUGCUAUUAUUAGAGAGCCUCUAGCUAUUAUGCAUCAAUUCUCAAAAAAUUCUUUCGAGGCGAACACGUCCGAACACAUUUAACGGUCUCGUCGAUAUUCAGAAAUAUGUACCGAUGUACGUCUUUGACUAUAUAAAUAGUCAAAGAUGUACGUUUCUUCAAUCACAGUGCAGUAAUAAUAAUAUAUUAUUACAAAAUCACUAGAUUUUCCCUUUUCCGCCAACACAUUUGAUGGCGAAGAAGUUCAUGUGAAAAGUUUCACAUUUCCACGUUUUGCCGAGUCACAUAAUCACGAGUUCACGUGAAACUUUUCACUUUUCGCCUAUCCGCCCUAGGGGAAAAGAUACAUGAUCGCUGCCCAGAAGUAUAGAUUUGCCAAGUGGAUCAGCUGCAGCCAAAAAGAGGUCUAAGUGGGCGCAUACUGGGGCAAUGGAGUUUCUGCGUGACGUGCAAUUACAGAGCCAGUAUGUAUAUGGUUUCGCACAAUAUAAAUUAUUUUUACAUUUUUCCAUUUUCUCGUGUGCUGUGGGUAGUGUACCUAUAUUAUCAAUAAAUGUCAAAAUUUCUAAUAAUUUCAGGACGACGUCGAACAUUGAAGCAGACGACACUUGCACUGAUGAGGCUAGUACAUUCGAUGACGUUGAAGAGUUGUCGAGCAGCGGACGUGAAUCACGCGACGAAUUGCAGCACCGAAAAAAGAAAGGCUCACAGUUGUAUGAUGAAAUUAGGCAGUUGCUUCAUGAGCCCAUAAACAUGGACCUCCCUGCUGCUGAGCCUGACGAAUCUACUGCAUUCUGUAUGGUAGUUGCCAGUAAACUCAAGCAACUUAAUGACUCUACGCGAAUGACAGCAAUGAUCCGUAUCCUGGAGGUGCUACGACAGGAACUUAAAAAUUCCACUGAAACUUAAAGGCUUUAGGCUGGGUCUACAUAGGAUGUAGUAAGUCGUGUCGGAAGAAAUUGACCAAUCACAGU
Messenger RNA from Vollenhovia emeryi, 3291 nucleotides. RefSeq lists its product as uncharacterized. The record is from RefSeq and is a predicted model, not a curated record. The transcript is spliced from 2 exons. The coding region runs from base 2747 to 3226 and encodes 159 amino acids. Gene Ontology annotation, molecular function: DNA binding. Lineage: Eukaryota; Metazoa; Arthropoda; Insecta; Hymenoptera; Formicidae.